AUGGUCAGUGUCUCACACCUAAGCGUUCUACGGCAGGCCCAGCUCGAAGCCCCGCCAGAGAAAGGGCAUGCCUCUAUUAAUUCAGGGUACGGCCAGCUACCCGUACCUCUAGAGGAAACCCAGGCUACGGUUCCACCAGGGCAGGCCCAGCUCGAAGCCCCGCCAGAGAAAGGGCAUGCCUCUAUUGAUCCAGGAGGAAACCCAGCCGGCGGUUCCACUAGGGCAGGCCCAGCCACCCGCUCCUUCGGCGACAAGCGACCAAGUAUCUUCCCUAUCGGGGGUUUAACAGGCGACAUAGACAUAUACGAUAUAGGGGAGCCAUACAAGCCCAGCGAUUCGGACCGUCGGUGUAUGAUUACAGAUAUCCUCAGUGCCCCAGAUGACCCAAAUACAAUUCGACAUGCUUGGGAAAGGAAUAUUCCCGAUAACUGCAAUCUUAAUUACAAGCAACUGAUGGCUAUUCUGCACCCUGAUAGGGUGCCGACCUCAGACAAGGCAGACGCCGAAAAAGCCUUCCAAAGUGAGAACCAUUGA
Molecule: messenger RNA, 534 nt
Organism: Penicillium verrucosum
Lineage: Eukaryota; Fungi; Ascomycota; Eurotiomycetes; Eurotiales; Aspergillaceae
Exons: 3
Coding region: 1-534 (177 amino acids)
Source: RefSeq, a predicted model, not a curated record